UUUGAAUAGAUUUCUUUUAAAGAUAUAUAUGAGUUAUUACCAUAUUUUAAAAAACAUUACCAAAAAUAUAAAUCAACAUUAAAUGUAGUUAACCAUGUCACAUUUAGUCAUAAGCCAUAUCUUUUUUUCUAGUAUGCAAUAUCAUUUUUUAGUGAAAGUGAUUGUAAAGAUGACAUGUGUAAAAUUACUUCACAAAUAAUUUAUAGGGAAUUUUGUUAAAGAAAAUUUCAUCAUUGCAGAAAUUAAAAAUCCACCACAAUCUGUCUCGCCUCUAUAGCCAAUCUUUAGUAGCCCUUACUUAUUCUCCUCUCCUUUUUUAUUCGAUGUUUACGUUCAUGGAUGCAGCCAGAGUGAAACCUGCUCUUUCCACCAACCCACCGAGCGAAGUUGAUCUGCUAAGCAGUUUGCCAGAUUGCUUAAUAUUCCAGGUAUUCUUAAAUCUCCCGACCAAAGCUGUGGUUAAGACUAGUGUGUUGUCCACCAGAUGGACAAAUCUCUGGAAAGACAUACCUGGUCUGGAUUUGGACCCCGAGGAUUUCAAUAUACACGAAACAUUCGUGAGUUUUGUCGAUAACUUUUUUGAACGCAACCGCGGUUCGUCCAUACAUCGGUUUAAGUUAAUGUACGAUUCUUCUUACUUUGAAGAGCCUGGUCUUGUCAAUCGCUGGGUCGACACGACUGCUAGGCUUAAAGUUGAACAUCUCGAUGUUUCAGAUUAUUGGGAAGUUUACACUUGUAGUAGCUUGGUGUCCCUAAGGCUCGUGAGAAUGAGCUUACCUAAUCCAGAGCUCGUUUCUUUACCUUCUCUCAAAGCUCUGGUUUUAAUCCUCGUUGUGUUUACCAACAAAUGGGCAUUAGAGAAUUUAUUGUUGGUGCCCAUUGGAGAUGAUGAAAGGUUGGUCUUCUUCUACAAUUCACACUAGAGUGUUUGCUUUUGUAAGGACUUAGUCCAUGUAACUGUUAAUGUUGUUCAUGUACCUAUAGUUCCAGUACUUAUGAACCUAAAUGUGUUUACUCUUCAUGCCUUUCAUCUCACAAGUCAACUUGGCAGUUAUGUAUUUCAAGCUUCGUUUGUAAAAGCACAAUCAAAGAUCACAGGGUUUCUUAAAGAUAAUACAUUAGUCUCACUUACAACAGCACUGAGUAAACCAAUGAAAAUCAAAGACAAACCAGUCAAGAACAUGUCAUGAAACAGAAUCUCAUCUGCAGUAACCUUCGGUGACUCAUGAAACGAUCCAUCAGGGAUCAUCUACCCUCUAAGAUGCAACCAUGUUCUCUUGGCUGGACAAAAGAGAAUGAAAGGAAUAACAAAAGCCAGAAUCUUGUGUAUCAUUCUGUUUUAUCAUAA
Messenger RNA from Brassica napus (rape), 1348 nucleotides. Its product is annotated as F-box/LRR-repeat protein 13-like. NCBI's taxonomy places the organism in Eukaryota, Viridiplantae, Streptophyta, Magnoliopsida, Brassicales, Brassicaceae. The record is from RefSeq and is a predicted model, not a curated record. Gene Ontology annotation, molecular function: protein binding.